Molecule: messenger RNA, 1656 nt
Organism: Eruca vesicaria subsp. sativa (arugula)
Lineage: Eukaryota; Viridiplantae; Streptophyta; Magnoliopsida; Brassicales; Brassicaceae
Source: the annotation of a GenBank genome assembly
CUUUGUCUCAUCUCUCUUUUGUCUCGAUCGGUAAUUAGUGAUUCUAGGGUCUCUGCUUUUGCUCAUCGGUGGAAAUUUCUGAAUCUCCGCCGUUUUGGUUCGAUUCGGAUUUUUCGGUCUCUUUUUCAGUUUCUGUGUUUUUUUUCUUCUAAACUCAGAGCCUUAAAAAACCUAAUUUUGAUACAUUAGCUUUAGAACGUUCUCGAGAGGUCUUUCCACUAGAUACGACGUAAGGUUAGUCCGUGUGUAUUUUUUGAAGAAGAUGCCUCCAAAGCAACAACCAAAGGCUGAUUUGGCGAAAAAGCAGAAGCAAGUUGAAGACAAAACAUUUGGUCUGAAAAACAAGAACAAGAGCAAGAAUGUUCAGAAGUAUGUCCAGAGUCUCAAGCAAUCUGUUCAGCCUAAACCAGAUGCCUCUAAAGCUGCAGCCAAGAAAAAGAAAGAGGAAGAGAAAGCGAGAGAACAGGAGUUGAAUGAGUUGUUUAAGGUUGCCAUUAGUCAGCCUAAAGUCCCUGUUGGUGUUGAUCCCAAGUCCAUCCUGUGUGAGUUUUUCAAGGCCGGGCAGUGUCAAAAGGGAUUUAAGUGUAAAUUCUCUCAUGACUUGAACAUUCAACGGAAGGGUGAGAAGAUCGACAUUUACAGCGAUAAGCGUGAUGAAGAUGGAGAUAUGGAGGAGUGGGAUCAAGAGACCCUUGAAAAGGUCGUGGAAUCAAAGAAAAAUGAAUAUAACCAGAACAAGCCAACGGAUAUUGUUUGCAAGUAUUUUCUGGACGCUGUGGAAAAGAAACAGUAUGGGUGGUUUUGGGCUUGCCCCAAUGGUGGGAAAGAGUGUCAUUACAGACACGCUCUUCCCCCUGGGUAUAUCCUUAAGUCUCAAAUGAAGGCUCUCUUGGAAGAGGAGUCACAAAAGAUGCCAGUUGAAGAAGAAAUCGAAAACGAGCGUGCAAAACUGAAAACGGCAACACAAAUGACACCUGCGCUAUUUAUGGAAUGGAAGAGGAAGAAAAUAGCUGAGAGAGAUGCAGGUUUGGCUGCUUCUCAAGCCGAGAGAGCUAAGAACGACCGUAUGAGUGGUCGGGAGCUGUUUCUGUCGAAUGCAAGCUUGUUUGUGGAUGAUGCUGAGGCCUUUGAAGAAUACCAGAGGGAAAAAGAAGAGGAAGAGAUUGAACAGAAGGAAAAGAACAAAGAAGCGGAGGCAGGGACAAGCAAGAGCAGUGGUGAUGCUGAACAGAGUUCGAAAGAAGUGGAUGAAGACGACGAAGAUGAUGACGAUGAUGAUUUGGACAUGGAUGAGCUUGAUGAAUUGGAAGCAAGCUUGUCGAAAACAUCGAUCCAGAUCCAUGAGCCAAACGAUUAAGGGUCAUCAUAUUGAGAUGUGUGAGAGGUGGAGGAGAGGAAAAGCACAUGUUUUGGCUUUGUGUACUUUGGAUAGAUUGCAUUUUGCAGACACAACACCUUAUUUUCAGGUGUUUGAAUAAUCGUUUACCGUCUUAAGGAUCUUUAUGUUUCAUCAAGGACUGGUGUUUUUUUCUGUGUUAAUGUUGUUUAUGUAUAUCAUCGUCAUACAUAAUUUAUAGUGUGUGUGAGAGAGAUUGAUGUUGUGGGAGACAAGAAAACAUCAAGAGAGAAAUAAAGCCAAAAACAUAUUGCAGAUGC